Solanum verrucosum is the source of this 1075-nucleotide messenger RNA. RefSeq names its product GATA transcription factor 5-like. Gene Ontology annotation, cellular component: nucleus. NCBI's taxonomy places the organism in Eukaryota, Viridiplantae, Streptophyta, Magnoliopsida, Solanales, Solanaceae. The transcript is spliced from 2 exons. Gene Ontology annotation, biological process: positive regulation of DNA-templated transcription. Bases 125 to 991 code for a protein of 288 amino acids. The record is from RefSeq and is a predicted model, not a curated record. Gene Ontology annotation, molecular function: sequence-specific DNA binding; zinc ion binding.
CAUUCAAUGCUUUACCGAACAGCUGCAAACUACUCUUCUUCUCCUCUGCAAGUACUUCUUCUUCCCCAAUUUCCCCUGUUUUUCAUCAAUUUUUCAACCCAUUUUACGUAACGCUUUUCGGUUUAUGUUUUUGGGUGUUCAACAGGAGAUGGACAGCUUCGAUAAGGCAUUGAAAACCAGCUAUUUCAGGCCAGAAAUCGCCAUGAAAAUGACCCACCACCAGUCCUCUGUCGAUGAUUUUUUCGUUGAUAACCUUCUUGACCUCUCCAAUGGCUUCGCUGAAGACGAAAUUGAGCAAUUAAACGAACACCCAAAUGGAUUUAACACCCAAAAACCUUGCUCUGUUUCACCCCAGAAGAAAAUGGAACCUGAAAAUGGAGAUUUUGGUUGUGAACUCAGUUUUCCGGAAAAUGGGUUGGAUAAUCUCGAAUGGCUAUCUCAGUUUGUUGAAGAAGAUUCGUAUUCUGGGCAUUCGUUGAUUGGAAAACUACCGGUGAAGAAGAACCAGUCAGUGACGGAAAACCCGGUUCAGGUGAAUUCAUGUUUCACAGCUCCGGUUCAAACAAAGCCCAGAACUAAACGUGGGAGAAUCGGCGGUCGAGUUUGGUCUUUCACCGGUUCUUCCACUUCCUCUGCUUCUUCCUCAACUACAACGACGACAGCUGAGUCAAUCGUACGGUUUCCAGCGCCGGUGAAUAAGCGGAGGAAGAUGACGGCGGAGAAGCCGGUCCAACCGCGGCGGUGCAGCCAUUGCGGUGUUCAGAAAACACCUCAGUGGCGGACCGGUCCAAUGGGUGCAAAAACGCUUUGUAAUGCAUGUGGGGUCCGGUUUAAAUCCGGUCGGCUAUUGCCGGAGUAUCGUCCGGCUUGUAGUCCGACGUUUUCGAGUGAACGACAUUCGAACAACCACCGGAAAGUUUUGGAAAUGCGGCAGAAGAAGGAGGCGGGAACCGGCGGUGCUCGGUUUGCUCCGCCGGUUCAUAGUUUUUGAAGAAUUUAGGAGUAGAAAUUUUAGAGGGAAAAAAGACCGAACCGGAGUUGGUCCGGUUUAUUGUGUACAUUAAUUCGUAGGAUC